Exophiala xenobiotica is the source of this 1083-nucleotide messenger RNA. RefSeq lists its product as uncharacterized. NCBI's taxonomy places the organism in Eukaryota, Fungi, Ascomycota, Eurotiomycetes, Chaetothyriales, Herpotrichiellaceae. The transcript has a single exon. Gene Ontology annotation, cellular component: mitochondrion. The record is from RefSeq and is a predicted model, not a curated record. The coding region runs from base 1 to 1083 and encodes 360 amino acids. Gene Ontology annotation, biological process: protein histidyl modification to diphthamide. Gene Ontology annotation, molecular function: metal ion binding; alcohol dehydrogenase (NAD+) activity; maleylacetate reductase activity.
AUGGAUCCCUUCGAGUACAAUGCCAACCCUGGCCGCGUGGUCUUCGGACCCGGCAGCAUCAACAAACUCCCCGAAGAGAUCAAGCGACUCGGUUUGAAAUCACCCCUUCUCCUCUCCACGCCUCAGCAGGUCAGUCAAGCAGAAGAUCUCGCCAAAAUCCUGACUUCCGGGUCUAUCGAGCCUGCAGGCACUUAUACCAAUGCCACCAUGCACACACCCUCCCACGUCACCGAAGAAGCCAUGUCCUUCCUGAAGUCAAAGUCCGCAGACUGCGUCGUGUCAAUAGGAGGAGGCUCAACAAUUGGUCUGGGCAAGGCAAUCUCCAUCAGAACAGGACUGCCUCAUAUCUGCAUACCCACGACCUACGCUGGCAGCGAGAUGACGCCUAUUCUGGGAGAAACACAAGAAGGUCGCAAAACCACAAGAUCAGACCCCAAGAUCUUACCUGGCACAGUCAUCUACGACGUGAACCUGACAAUGACGCUUCCUGUCGCACUCAGCGCAACAUCUGGCGUCAACGCCAUCGCUCACGCCGUCGAAGCACUAUAUGCAAAGAACAAGAACCCAAUCAUCUCAUUACUCGCGCUCGAGGGUACCAAGGCUCUGGCAGAGUCACUUCCAGAGAUCAUCCAGAACCCCCAGUCGCAACCAGCACGCGAAAAGGCGCAAUAUGGUGCCUGGCUUUGCGGAGUGUGCCUGGGUUCGUCCUCGAUGGCUCUGCAUCACAAACUAUGCCAUACGCUCGGUGGCUCUUUCAACCUCCCCCACGCAGAGACGCAUACGAUCGUGCUGCCUCAUGCCUUGUCAUACAAUGCCCCAGCCAUCCCCGAGGCUAUGGAGAAGUUGGCAUCCGUGCUACCAGGCAGCGAAGGCGACGCCACCAAAGGUCUAAACAUCUUGCUGGAGAAGUUGAAGGUCAAGCGUGCCCUGAAGGAUUUUGGCAUGAAGGAAGAGGACAUUGAUAAGGCCGCUGAGAUUGCCGUGAGCAAUCAGUAUCCCAACCCACGAAAAGUCGAGAAGGAACCUAUCCGUGAACUCAUCAGGAGAGCUUGGGCUGGUGAGCCUGCAAGGGCGGAUCUAUAA